Molecule: messenger RNA, 2383 nt
Organism: Harmonia axyridis
Lineage: Eukaryota; Metazoa; Arthropoda; Insecta; Coleoptera; Coccinellidae
Exons: 3
Coding region: 273-2207 (644 amino acids)
Source: RefSeq, a predicted model, not a curated record
CGGCUUUUCAGUGGUCAGUUUCUUUAAAGAGCGUUGUUGAAGAACAUAUCAUAUACGAGCAUAAUAGAUUGUUUACUGACAGUAAUCGGUUAUUAAGUGCGACGACCGGUGUCCGAUGAAAUUCGGUUCUUUAUGUUGUUCUGUUGCGAUCGAUUACUUUGAUGUUGCUAAUUUCUCAAAAUGUGUUACUACUUUAGUUUCGGUUAAGUUACAGAAGCACUGUAUUCGUCGACUAUUCUAAUUUAUUAGGAUACCUAAUACCGCUAAAAAUCAUGAGACGACGACAUAUUCAACAGUGGAUUUUAUGGAUAUUAUGGUCCACCUUAUUCCAUGGCAUUUUCUGUGCUGAUGACGAAAUAACCAACAGAGAAAGAAACAAAACUAGUCGAGACGUAUUCAACCCUCGAAUGGACUACGACCAAUGGAAACCAUUAGGAAGAGGUGAUCCACUGAAGAACGACCCAACGUACGACUACGUACCACCAGUCCUCGAUCGUGUCCACUAUUGGAUUGAUCCAUCGUCAAGAAAACCAGAUUCUUCAGUCUCCGAAAACCACAAAACCGAAAUUUUGCUUCUUGGCGUUUCAUCCAAAAAACCUAGCACUGGAAGUUACUCUGCAGAUUCAAGAAAAGAUGUUUACGAUUCUUUUAUUAAAUUCGUUGACGGUCCCAAACUGAACAGCAAUCAAAGAAUGUCGCGACCACAGUUCAAUACAGAUUACUACCAUCAAUUCAACAGGAAGCAGUUUUCUGAAAGAAAUGCAUAUUCCAAAGGAAGCGAUCAAAGAAUUCCUUACACUAUCUUAGUGCCACCACCUUUAUCCUUCAACAAACCAAGUACUUCUCAACCCCUUCCCUUAUCGACAUUUUCCGAUGUUGUAUUUUCGUCAUCUCCAAGACCUUCAGAUUCUUCCAAAACUUCUUCAACCGUGACUUCAUUCACAAUAUCACCCCCUUCGAAGGAAUUUUCGUCAACAUCUUCAGAUGUAACAAUUCAACCGUCCAACCUAAUUUAUUCUUCGAGUAGCUACAGCAAUCCUGAAGAAUGGAAAAAGCCUGUUACUGAAAUGACCAGAUACACGUGGAAAACCACUUCCUCAGCAAAUUCCAUCCAUUCAAACAGGAAUAAAAUCAACAACAAUUAUAAAGAUAUUGUAUUCGCUGAAAAACCAAACCCUGAAUCCUUCAUACAGAUAGAUUUCAGCUCACCCAAUUUGAGUUACUCCCACAAUCCAUUGUUAGAGGCUGGAAGUGAUCAUAAUAUCAAUUUCAUAGCCGCUCCAUCAUUUGGGCCUAAUCUAGAAAUAAUGCAUAAAGGAGAAGUUUCUGAUGAUAAUCUCGACAUUUCUAAUACCUACGUGAAAAUUGGUAAAACUGAGGCUCAGGUACAUGCUUCUGAUGAUGUUGCUCUGCCUAUAAUUGCUCAACCGAUCAGUCCACCGGAUAUGAACAAUAUGAAAGUCUUCUCCCAUAUAGAGCACCCGAUGCAAGAUGAUAUAUUAACCUAUACCCCAUUGACUCUACAGACCUUGCAAGAUAUGCAAACAAUGCAACCUCCUCCAGUUACAAUGAGUCCAGUCUUCACCAAACCUAGUACUCCAAUGAUGUUGCCGAAGAAGCAAAAAAAUGAGAACUCAAAUGAAGUGUUCCCAACGCAAUCUAGUAACUUCCGAACCCAACCCUUAAGAGGAGUGAAUGUCGAAACAACUACUGAGUUUUACACAACAACUUCAACAGCGUUGACAACGGACCCCAUUUUCAAACAUUACAAGCAACCUAUGGAACCAAUGAGGGGUCCUCUCUAUCUUAUUAUACAAGGCCACUCUAAAGUAAAAACUUACGGAGCGAGCAAAGCUCUUCACGGAAUAGCUAUACAAGAAACCAAUGAUAUUUCAGACGGAAGAGAGGAAAAUGACAAUUAUGCAGUUGAACAUUUACACAAUUAUCCAAUCAAACCGGAAGAAGAUAAGAAGUUUCGACACGGUCGAUCUGAAGCACUUCAGACUCUUAAACACGUUGUUGAAACUGGACUAGGUGCCAUAAAAACUUCCGAUCUUGAAGGUGUUGACAACAUCGAUAGAUCAGAUAUGAAAGAAACAGAAUUACAAAGUGGUUUUGAGGUAUCUUCUGGCAUUGUUUCUAACGAGAAGUAUCACAAGGGCAUAGUAGAAGCUGCUAGAAAGCUGAAGAAUUUCAGUGAAACUUGAAAACGUUCAUCUGACUGAAUAUUCAGAGUAUUCUGAGAUAAUAGACAAUUUUUAUACUGCUAAAGAGGCUAAAUUCAAAAAUAUUUGUGAUUUAAAAAUAGGUUUUAAGUCGUAUAUUUAAUUCUAUUUAUUUUUUUAUGGAAUGAAUUUUCAAUAAAAUGAAUUUUAAAAACUUC